Messenger RNA from Arabidopsis thaliana (thale cress), 1337 nucleotides. RefSeq names its product Protein kinase superfamily protein. The coding region runs from base 92 to 1105 and encodes 337 amino acids. NCBI's taxonomy places the organism in Eukaryota, Viridiplantae, Streptophyta, Magnoliopsida, Brassicales, Brassicaceae. Gene Ontology annotation, biological process: cell surface receptor protein serine/threonine kinase signaling pathway; response to stress; response to other organism. The transcript has a single exon. Gene Ontology annotation, molecular function: ATP binding; protein serine/threonine kinase activity; protein serine kinase activity. The record is from RefSeq and is marked reviewed.
CUAAUUUCCCACAACACACAAAUCACCAAACAGAAACAACGAUGACAAUAGAGGACUAAAAGCUGCCUUGAGAAUCUGCAAAAAAUCUGACAUGUUUGCAGGUAUAUUUCUAAGAAUGGGAGCAGCAUUAAGAUCAAUGUAUGUGAACAGCAAGUAUGAAGAAGUACGAGAAGAAUGGGAGGAAGAUUACAGUCCUCAGAGGUUUUCUUACAAAGCUCUCUACAAAGCAACCAAAGGGUUCAAAGAGAGCGAGUUAUUCGGUACAGAGGCUAACGGGACAGUCUACAAAGGAAAGCUCUCUUCUAAUGCACAGAUUGCUGUAAAGAGAGUUUCUUUAGAUGCAGAACAAGAUACCAAACACCUUGUUUCUCAGAUUGUUGGUAUUGGGAAGUUAAGGCACAAGAACCUUGUGCAGCUCUUAGGAUACUGCAGAAGAAAAGGUGAAUUACUCUUGGUCUAUGAUUAUAUGCCUUAUGGAAAUCUUGAUGAUUUCUUGUUUAAUGAGGAAAGGCCUAAUCUAAGUUGGUCACAAAGGUUUCAUAUAAUCAAAGGAGUUGCUUCAGCUCUUCUUUAUUUGCAUGAACAGAUCGUUCUUCACCGAGAUGUAAAAGCCGCAAAUGUACUCUUGGAUGAGGAUUUAAACGGGCGACUAGAUUACGGUCUAGCAAGAUUUGGUACAAACAGGAACCCAAUGCUAGGAAGCGUAGGUUAUGUGGCUCCAGAGCUAAUAAUAACAGGAAUGCCGACAACCAAAGCCGAUGUUUAUUCAUUCGGAGCAUUACUACUUGAGUUUGCUUGUGGAAGAAUGUUCAUUGAGUAUCCAGGGAAGCCUGAAGAGUUUAACUUAAUCAGCUGGGUGUGUCAAUGCUGGAAAAGAGGGAACUUGGUUGGCGCCCGAGACGCUAGAUUGGAAGGAGACUACGUCUGCAAGGAGAUAGAGAUGGUACUAAAGCUUGGUCUACUAUGUGCACAGUACAAUCCAGAGGAUAGGCCUAGUAUGUCCCAAGUGGUAAACUAUCUUGAAGGAAAUGAUGUUUUGCCUGAGAUGCCUCCAGACACUCCUGGGAUCAGUAUUCCAACACCGUACCAUGAAGUUCUUGCGUAGCAGCACUUCGUCUAGUGCCCGGCAAAAAACAGAACAAAUCGCUUCUCUCAACAACCUACAAAAAUAUGAACCAAACAAGUUACCAGAAAUUAUCAUUGGAAGAACGGUAUAAUUUUUUUCGCAACAUUUCUUUACUGUUUUUCCUCAUUCUUUAACUCACAAUGUAUACAUUGAAAGAUCGAAUACAAACCCUAUGGCCAGGACACGACCUGUAAUGUUGUAAUGGUAUGAA